GUUCGCCCGGGCGCCCAUGGGCAUCGAAAGCGACGCUUUGCUUUUCACCGCGCGACCCGAACCGAACUUUGAUGCUUCGUGGUGACGAGAAAACGUCAGCUCGUUCAUUCGGGUUUCCGUUCUACACCAAGUAACACCUACCAAAAAAAUGGCGGACGCAGCUCCAGCCCAGCGUGGUGGAUUUAGAGGAGGAUUUGGUUCUCGCGGCGGCGGUCGUGGAGGCCGAGGUCGCGGACGUGGUCGUGGCCGUGGACGCGGUCGCGGCGGCAAGGAAGACUCGAAGGAGUGGGUCCCAGUGACCAAGCUCGGACGUCUGGUGCGCGAUGGCAAGAUCCGCACCCUGGAGGAAAUCUACCUGUACUCGCUUCCCAUCAAAGAGUUCGAGAUCAUUGAUUUCUUCCUGAGCCGUUCGCUGAAGGAUGAGGUGCUGAAGAUCAUGCCCGUCCAGAAGCAGACCCGUGCCGGUCAGCGUACCCGUUUCAAGGCCUUCGUCGCCAUCGGUGACAGCAACGGCCACAUCGGUCUGGGCGUCAAGUGCAGCAAGGAAGUGGCCACCGCCAUCCGGGGUGCCAUCAUCCUGGCUAAGCUGUCCGUUGUUCCGGUUCGCCGAGGCUACUGGGGUAACAAGAUCGGAAAGCCCCACACCGUCCCGUGCAAGGUCUUCGGCAAGUGCGGUUCAGUUCUGGUCCGUUUGAUUCCGGCUCCCCGUGGUACCGGUAUCGUUUCGGCUCCGGUCCCCAAGAAACUGCUCCAGAUGGCCGGUAUCGAGGAUUGCUACACCAUGACCCGUGGUUCGACCACGACUCUGGGUAACUUCGCCAAGGCUACCUACGCGGCCAUUGCCAAGACGUACGCCUUCCUGACGCCGGAUCUGUGGAAGGAUCUGCCGCUGAGCAAGACCCCGUACCAGGAGUACGCCGAUUUCCUGGAGAAGACCAGCAAGACUGGCCAGCGUAUCAUUGAGCUGUAAAUCACAUCAUCACUAGUCGAAGAAGUGCCCUCUCGGGGACGGAUGUGUAAGGUUCAGGCCAAAUAAACGCUGUUUUUGUGGCGAGAACACAAAAUCUUAA
Aedes albopictus (Asian tiger mosquito) is the source of this 1070-nucleotide messenger RNA. RefSeq names its product small ribosomal subunit protein uS5 (gene RpS2). Gene Ontology annotation, cellular component: cytosolic small ribosomal subunit; ribosome. The record is from RefSeq and is a predicted model, not a curated record. Gene Ontology annotation, molecular function: structural constituent of ribosome; RNA binding. The transcript is spliced from 3 exons. Bases 149 to 970 code for a protein of 273 amino acids. Lineage: Eukaryota; Metazoa; Arthropoda; Insecta; Diptera; Culicidae. Gene Ontology annotation, biological process: translation.